AUGUCGAAACCGAUAGCCAAUAGUAAAACUCGUUACAACUGGUGUUCUCGUGACGUCAGAGAUAACAGGCUACAAAGCGGUGACCAUAUCCUUCAAAUAGGAGAUGUUAAUUUACGAGGGAUGGGAAGUGAGCAAGUUGCAACCGUAUUACGACAAUCAGGGACACACGUCCGGCUAGUAGUUGCUCGACCUAUUGAGCCUACCUCUCCAGAUUAUCAGAUUGAAAAACAAGCACUACCAGAAGAAAUAAAGACGGAAGAUUUGUUGAAAGGAGAAUGCAACAUCCCGGAAACCGUGAAAGAUUUUUAUCUUACAGUUUUAGCUGGUUCCCACAGUAAACGAAGAAAAAGUUUCGAUAGUUAUAGACUAAAGCUGAAAACACGUGGUUUCUUAAUAGCCAAUCACAGCGCGAGGAGCUCGGGCCCCGGCAGCUGCCAGCAUGCCUCGACUAGCUAUCUUUGUCGCACUUACGGGAGCGCGUAA
Messenger RNA from Cotesia congregata, 483 nucleotides. The record is from the annotation of a GenBank genome assembly. Lineage: Eukaryota; Metazoa; Arthropoda; Insecta; Hymenoptera; Braconidae.